GGUCUCAAUUUCCUCCAUCGACGAAACGCUGAGCGUAUAGUCCCGCCCCCAACUUACUUUUGUUCUAUCCUUUGCAAGCACUUACAACACAACACCUCCGACUUUCUAAACUUUCAAGAACACUCAGAAUGGUUCAAAUCUCCAUCCGUGUCCUCCUCGCCGCCGCCGUUGCUGCCCCUGCCCUUGCCAGUGUUAUCCCUCUCGUCGAGGAAGUCGAUGCUCGCGACGUUGCCACACAAGACGAUCUCUUUGGCCGUGCUGUUGUCGAGGUCCUAAACGACCUGUAUGGUCGAGAGGAGCUUUCUGACCUCUUCGGUCGAGACAUUGAAGAACUCACCACCCGUGACCUCGAGGAACUCUUGGAACGAGAGCUCGAGUUCGAUUUGGACGCCAGGGACUUUGUGGAUGAUGUCGAAGCCCGUCAAGAUGCACCGCCUCCUCCGCCUCCUCCCCCUGCCGCCGCCGCUGCUGGAGGUCCUGCCCCGGGCGCUGCCGCUCCUCCAGCUGAGAAGCCCAAGCAAUUGAACCUGAUGCAAAAGUUUGCUAAAUUCUUCCGUGACCUUGUGCAUCCUAAGGCUGCCGCGAAAGAGAACGCUCGCAAGGCUGGCGGUGGUGGUGAACCCGCACCCGGUGCUGCUCCGGCUCCCGCUCCCGCCGGUGGUGAAGCAACCCCGCCCCCAGCCGCCGCCCGAUCCCUCGAAGAGCCCAUCGAGCGCUCCCUUGACUUUGCCGAAGAGAUGCUCGAGCGCGAAAUCGACACUGACGUGUUCGAGCGGGACCUGUUCGACAACGACCUCUUCGAACGGGAUAUCGACACUGAGCUCUUCGGGAGGGAUUUCUUCGACGAGGAACUGAUGGGGCGCGACUUUGAUGGAGAGCUGUAUGAACGGGACGUGGAGGACCUCCUUGAGCGAUCGUUCGAGGAUGAGAUGUUGGAGCGCUCAUUCGAGUUUGACGAGCUCGAUUAAACGCUUCGUGGAUGGUUUGUGUUGUUGUAGUUUCAUAGGAUAUGGGGUAUCAAAUAAAUUAAUCUUUCUGUGCUAUACA
Messenger RNA from Coprinopsis cinerea okayama7#130, 1047 nucleotides. RefSeq lists its product as hypothetical. The transcript is spliced from 3 exons. The record is from RefSeq and is a predicted model, not a curated record. Lineage: Eukaryota; Fungi; Basidiomycota; Agaricomycetes; Agaricales; Psathyrellaceae. Bases 129 to 968 code for a protein of 279 amino acids.